Molecule: messenger RNA, 1140 nt
Organism: Heterobilharzia americana
Lineage: Eukaryota; Metazoa; Platyhelminthes; Trematoda; Strigeidida; Schistosomatidae
Source: the annotation of a GenBank genome assembly
AUGCUAUAUGAAUUUAUCUGUUGUACAGAAUUGCCAAUCCUGUGUUUGCAAUUAUGCAAUUUAUGCCUUUUUUCAAUGGGUUGUCAAGUUUGUCAUUUUAAUGAAGAAAACGUUUUUAUGACUGACUUUUCUAAAGGUGCCUCCUCGUUUCGAGAAUUAAGCAUGGCAAUUUUGAAGACCAUUACCAUAGCAAGACGAAAUCAGUCAACAGUUAGUGGAACGGUUGAUCAACUCCCAGAAUCUCAUCUAAUUCAAACUUUGUCCGCAUCUACAAGUAAUAUAACUUCAGACGAGAAUUCAGAUGUUCAUUUAUUCAAUGCAGUUGAACUGUUACCUGAAUAUCAACACAUUCUUUCUUGGUCAUGGAAGACACUUAAGUUUUGUUCCAGUAUUAUUGCUAGUUGGUCAGCUAUACAAUUCAAGUUGAAUCAGAAAGAAAUCAGCUUAGAUCAGAUGGUGCUCAUUUCAAAAAUUGGUUAUCAACUGCUGCAUCAAUUACUGCAAUGUCGUCAUAAGGGAUCUAUUGAGGCAAUCUACUUCAAUCUUCUGCUAUAUAUGCAAACUACUGAAGCCUACAAAUCUUCGUCAAUAGUAGUAAAUGAAGCAGUACCGGAUUCACAAGUCGAUUGCGAAGACUUUCCUUCUGGUGUUGAAUAUUCGCUGAUGUCCAGUGGUAGGCUGUUGUUAGCUGAUGAUGUGCUGCGCAUCUGUUGGCAAGUAAUGAACAAUAGUGCUUACUCUGUCACUAGACGUGGCGCUGGUUUGAAACCAGCUAUUCGUGCAUGUCUUUUGGUUAAAUCAUGUAAUGGACUUGAGGACCCACCUUGUUCACUUGUUCGUUGUUUGCAAAGUUUGUUUAAAAUCACCCAGUCAGAUGAUAAAGAUUAUAUUGCCAGUGUGGAUUGUGUAUCUGGUUCAAAUACUCUUCAUGAUUCACCACGAGUUUUCGCUUUGCAUUUACUGCAUGGCUUGUUUAUGGAUGCUCAACUACGCGUUCAUGAGCAUCCUGUUCCUUCAGAAAAUGGUUAUUCACCUAGCAAUAACUGGACAAUUGAAGCUCUUCAGUUGGCGGUUAUUCCGGGUUUUAGUUCAAAGAAGUGGAAUGUUUGGAAUGCUGCUCUACAGCUGCACAUCAUAUAA